Phaedon cochleariae (mustard beetle) is the source of this 3732-nucleotide messenger RNA. Lineage: Eukaryota; Metazoa; Arthropoda; Insecta; Coleoptera; Chrysomelidae. The record is from the annotation of a GenBank genome assembly.
AUGCAAGGAUCCACAAAGAUACCCAUUACUGAUCUCAAUGAGCAUAUUACAUGUAAAAUAUGCAAUGGCUAUUUCAUAGAUGCUACUACCAUAAUUGAAUGUUUACAUACAUUUUGUCGCAGUUGCAUUGUUAAAUUUCUGGAAAAGAACAAAUACUGUCCAGUUUGCGAUGUUUUGGUUCACAAGACAAAACCAUUACUCAACAUCAGAUCAGAUAAAACUAUACAAGACAUUGUCUACAAACUGGUACCGAGAUUAUUUCAAAAUGAGAUGCAAAAAAGACGGACAUUUUACGAAAAUCACCCAGACAGUAAGCCAACCAGUUUGGAACAGUGUGGUGAAGCUUCUUAUCAGUACUUGUUGACUGCAGAAGAAAGUAUAUGUUUGACACUCAGUUACCAUGGUUCUGAUAAUAAACCAAGGUAUCUACGUUGUCCAGCAGCUGUUUCUGUUGGCCAUCUGAAGAAACUCAUAAGAGCAAAAUAUGAUCUUUCUGAUAAUCAUAAAGUCGACAUUCUUUAUAAUCAAGAUUGCCUUAAUCAUAACCUCACCUUGAUGGAUGUCGCAUAUAUCUAUUUGUGGAAGAGGAAAGAACCCAUGCAACUCACCUACAGGAUAUAUGAAUGCACGGCAAAGAAACCAAAAUUAGACCAUGAAAACGCUGAUACAGCACAGGCCAAUAACAAUAAUAACUGGAAGGAAGUGCAAUUACGUAUUAGCGAAAAUGGGGAGAUGUCAAUAACAGGUAUUCAAGAAGACAGGCUCAGUCCUUCACUUCUAGAAAUUGUAAAUAACGAAUCAAAGUACAAAGACGAUGGUGAAGAGGUGGACUCAAAGUCGGUGAAAAACAAUGUGAUCAAAAAAGAAUUGCCUGGGUUAAAGUUCAUUGGGAAAGGGAAUACAACUGUCGAAUCUCCUCCUGUAUCAAUAGCAAAUUCAACCUGUACUUAUAUAUCAACAUCCACAAGCAGUACAUUGAAAAAUGAAUGUUGUAGUCCAUCAACAGUGGAAAAUGUAAAUAGUACAACUAUAUCUACAAAAUCGCAAGAAGCAGUUCAAACAGUCGGUACUUUAAGCUGUAUAUCGAAUACGUCUUGUAACUAUGUACCUAGUUUUUCAAGUACUUGUUCUACAUUGUCAUGUGCUACAACAACCACAGUGUACAGCACCAUCAAUAAUUCCAAGUGUAGCACGAAAAGUGAAGAAAUUCCAUCAGCGCCAUUUGAACCACAGGCAGGUAGUGAUAAAAGUGAUGAAGUUGAGAAACAAUGUAUAGAUGAUAAGAUACCUCCAUCGCAAGAGAAUUCUAAUGUUAAAACUUUGAAAAGAAAACUUGAAGCGAUAGCAGACUGUGAACCUCCUGUAAAGCAGCAGAAACAGACGAUUUUGAAUCACUCAAUAGGGCUGCUGAAUCUCUCCAAUAAUCACCCGUUGAAGAAACAUUCUAAAUUGAAUCGGAACGGUGAAAAUCUCAAAGAUGCUUUGGCUAAGCUAGCAUCGUCCAGUGAUAGUGAAGUAGUCACCAAAACCAGUAAUUCAGUGAUGAAAUGUGUUAAUACGAUCAGUACAAGUGAAAUAACGAUUUCUAAGCUAACUUCUAACAAUAAUAGUUUGUUAAGUGUGGACAGAAGUAGACCAGAAACGCCUGUAUCAAAAUCGUUGAUAAUGUCUACAAAGUCAUCAAUUAUACCUUCUAAGACAAAUGCAAUAACUUACAGUCCAGCUAAACCGCCAUGUUAUAUGCCCCAAGCGAAUUAUAACCCGAUAAUAACGGUGCCGAAGCCAACAACGAGUAUAAGUCAAGUAACAAGGGUGGUAGAAUCGAGGCUUUCUCCCACUACUUGCGCUAGCGUUACUUCACCAGCACCCAGAUUGGAUAAUAAACAAAACAAUACCAGUUGUUCUCAGCAGCAGCCUGUUCAGAAUGCUACCAAAGCAGCAAUAAAAACGAAACCCAGCACACCAAUUGGAUAUAAAACGCUGAGGGAUCCACCUAAAAGUUGGAAUUCUCAGAUAUCGAAGGCUAACUUGUGUAAAACCACCCCUGAACCAAAACCUUCAGAUUUGAAGAAUGUGAGGCCAGCUAAAUUCUUUAAAAUGCGAAACAAUAUUCCACGAUAUCUAGGUAACCCAGCCUCCGGUGUAAAACCCAUGUACCAAGUACAUGUUAGCCCAGAUAAAGAUAAGAGCCAAGAUGUGAACAAAAUGGAAAAAAGUGAAAUAAAAAAGCAUUCAAUCGUCAAAAUCGAUCCAAAAACACUGAAACCUAUAUCCGAAAAAGCCCCAGAAACGACAAGCUUAAGCAACCACAUUUCCACUAGUCAAAGUUUAACUAAUCACAAUCUGGCAAACCUGAACUACACAAACCAGAUUCACAACAUCCCUAUCAAAAGUAAUCCGAAGAUAAAUAUCCAUAGUGAUCUGAGGAUAAAUACCAGUUCGGUGUCUAUAUUCAGCCCGUUGAAGCUGCAAAGUUCACCUAAAAAUGACAGGAAAUCUCCGAAAAGUCCGCACUCUCCUAAGCAUAAGGCGACCAGCUCACCAACGGGAAGUAAACGAGAAAAGGCAAAUCUGAAUUUUACUCCCGCAAAUCCUUUCAUUCCGAAUUUAACAUCACCAACGAUGAGUCCGAAUCAGUUCUUAUAUCCCACCGGCCCCCCUGGUUUUCCACCUUACGAUCCCAGAGUGAUGGCCGCUUAUCAUAAUCUGUGGUACGGGCCGAGGAUGUCCUUUCCCACAGCUCCGAUACCGGGGUUGAACCUGAACCUGGAGAUGCUGUCUUCACCUUCUAGUCCUAAAAUGGGUGCCUUAUCUCAGACUAUACAUAAUCAUCAGAUUCCAAGUAGACCUCCUUCAACCACUUCUCCAAACAUAUCUCCAUUAUCAAGAACACAUAGGUUGCUUCCAUCCCCAACUAUGUCAAAGCCUGUAAAUUCAAAUAAAAGAAGUUCUAGGGAGUCAAAAAAUGAAAAGAGCUUGCAAAAUGCUGUCGAGAAGUUGACACAAAAUAGAAAACAAAAGCCGGUUGGAAAUGAAUCGAGUGCUUCCAGUGGUGUUACAAUGCAAAAGCAAGGAAAGAAUGUAAAGGCAGAACAAUCGAAAGUAUCCAAAGUAAUCGAAGAAACUCCAAAAGAAAUUGUUACUAAUGAGAAUGACAAAGUGGCAACAUCAGAAGGACAAGAAGCAUUGCCUGCUUCAACUCUUUCAACCGUGGGUCCUGAGUUAUCUGUAACAAAUUCUCUAACAUCUGAAUCAAAACCUUCUUCAAAUCAUCCAUCGAAAGGUGAUGGAGAACGGAAUACCUCCCAAAUUGAUUCUACUAAUGAUGUUGUUCAAUCUUCUGUGGCCUCACGUGGAAUAACAGAUUCAGGCCAAUCUUCAGAGGAACUUCAUUUGCAAAGUUCCGACAUGAAAGUGGACAAUUCGAACUUGAACCUUUCUGAAGCUCAUCUGUCUUUGAAAGAGGAAAAAUUGGCUGAAAUUGUUUCGUUAUCUGAAGGAGCAGAAAGUAAUAAUAAAUUGGAGGAAAACUUGUUAUCUCAAUCUGAGAAUAAUGGAUUGGAGGAAUGCAAACCACAAAAAGAAUCUUGUAUAAAUAAAAAAAAUAAAGAGGAAAUAUUGGGAUCAAGUAAUGUUAGGAACAAAAAAAAUGGUGAUAGUGAUAAUGAUAAAGGCAGUGAGGAGGUUUCUACAGAAGAUUACCCAAAAUAUCUUGGAUUUCAGUUUUUCUAG